This is a messenger RNA of Hyalella azteca, 416 nucleotides long. Its product is annotated as NADH dehydrogenase [ubiquinone] 1 beta subcomplex subunit 2, mitochondrial. The transcript has 3 exons. Lineage: Eukaryota; Metazoa; Arthropoda; Malacostraca; Amphipoda; Hyalellidae. The coding region runs from base 52 to 345 and encodes 97 amino acids. The record is from RefSeq and is a predicted model, not a curated record. Gene Ontology annotation, cellular component: mitochondrial inner membrane.
GACACUAUAAACGUAUGUUUUCUUCCAGAAAGUGUGAACAUUUUUUCAAUUAUGUUAGGCGCCAGAGGCCUCAGUCAAUUACUGAGAGCUGCACCUGCACUCAGAAGAAGCCUUCAUGUUUCUGCACCUAAAAAUGGAGGAGUGACGGUGUAUCGCAGUCCUCCUGCACAUCCACCCAAGAAAAAUCUCAUCGCGGCCGAGCUCCUUGGUGGCUUCGUGUGGUUCUGGAUCUUUUACCGUUUCUUCAAUGAUUAUGAAAUGCUCACCAAUGAAUGGCCGUAUCCAGACCUGUCGCAGUGGAGUGAUGAAGAGCUGGGGAUCCCCCCUCUUGAUGAAGACGAUUGAGCUUACAGAGAAGCGUUCAUAAGCCAUCUCUUUGUAUUAUACAUAUAAAUUUUAAAUGAAAAAUGAUAAAC